Mycena citricolor is the source of this 610-nucleotide messenger RNA. Lineage: Eukaryota; Fungi; Basidiomycota; Agaricomycetes; Agaricales; Mycenaceae. The record is from the annotation of a GenBank genome assembly.
CGGGUUUGUUUCGAACUAGACUCUUGCCCUCAACUCGCCGAACCCACUUGCUCCCGUACACACUAAGAAACCAAUGUCUGGCAAAGUUAGCGGCAAAUCCAAGUCUGGCAAGGCUGCCGGUGUUUCCAGCGACUCGAAGGCGCAGUCGCGUUCCUCGAAAGCUGGUCUUCAGUUCCCUGUCGGUCGUAUCCAUCGUCUCCUCAAGAAGGGCAAUUACGCCCAGCGUGUUGGUGCUGGUGCUCCUGUGUACCUCGCCGCCGUCCUCGAGUAUUUGGCAGCUGAGAUUCUCGAGCUUGCCGGGAAUGCCGCCCGAGACAACAAGAAGCACCGUAUCGUGCCCCGUCAUCUUCAACUCGCCAUCAGAAACGACGAGGAGUUGGGCAAGCUUCUUGGCUCUGUAGUCAUCUCCCAAGGUGGUGUUGUCCCCCACAUCGAUCCCUCUUUGCUGCCCACAGUAUCGAAGAGUAAGUGUCUUUACUCCCUCCUGCGAUGGGUUUUGAUGAAUUACUGUCAGAGGGCAAGGGCGCUCCAGAGGCCUAAUCAGUGGUCGCAUCCUAUUUUAUUUCUCUAUUUGUUACUGCCAUGUGGACUUGUACUCUUCCGAUUGUAA